AUGUCUAUUGUAGGGUCGUUAAUUUUUUGCUUGGACUGCGGUGAUCUGCUGGAAAAUCCCAGUGCCGUGUUGGGCUCCAACGUUGAAUGCAAUCAAUGCAAAGCCAUAUAUCCGAAGUCACAGUUCUCUAAUUUGAAAGUCAUCACUACAACGGCAGAUGAUGCCUUCCCAUCCUCGCUUAGAGCUAAGAAAUCUGUGGUGAAGACAUCUUUGAAGAAGAAUGAGCUAAAAGACGGUGCUACUAUCAAGGAAAAAUGCCCUCAAUGUGGCAAUGAGGAGAUGAACUACCAUACUUUGCAAUUAAGGUCUGCAGAUGAAGGUGCUACCGUCUUCUAUACAUGCACCUCCUGUGGUUACAAGUUCCGUACCAACAAUUGA
Molecule: messenger RNA, 378 nt
Organism: Saccharomyces kudriavzevii IFO 1802
Lineage: Eukaryota; Fungi; Ascomycota; Saccharomycetes; Saccharomycetales; Saccharomycetaceae
Gene: RPA12
Product: DNA-directed RNA polymerase I core subunit RPA12
Exons: 1
Coding region: 1-378 (125 amino acids)
Biological process (GO): DNA-templated transcription; termination of RNA polymerase I transcription
Cellular component (GO): RNA polymerase I complex
Molecular function (GO): DNA-directed RNA polymerase activity; zinc ion binding; nucleic acid binding
Source: RefSeq, a predicted model, not a curated record